CCCAAAGGCCGCUGUAAUUCUUGAGGGCUCUGUCUUCGCGCCCCUCCCCAACGGAAGAGAAAAACCGAGCCAGUUGCGGCGCUUUCUCGAUUGGCAGUCGACGUUCGUAAAUGGCGACGUACCGAUGUCGAGUGUUCGUAGCGAACUGGUGAAUCGUCGUACGUGAUGACGGCUCGUUACUGAACCUCGGACGGCGAUGGGCACGCAAAAGCCGGAAGAAUGGGCGAAUUUACUGAUCACGCGUUUCGAGGAACAGUUGCCGUGUCACAGUGGUCCUCAGACCACCCACUCUCGUAUGAACGAAGAGAGGAACAAAAAAUGCCUAAUACAAAUAUCUCAAUAUCGUUUCUCUCUGGUAAUAUCCAGUCUUACAAAGAUACUUCAAGGUGUUAAUGAAAUGGUGCCAUGUAUUGGGGGUCAGCGUAUAUUUCAUAGCACAGAUCAUGAUCGGCAUUGCUAUGAAUCUGUAAUCAUCAUCUUAGAUACUUUGGAAAAAUGUCUUGCGAAUCAACCAAAAGACACAGCUAAAUUUGAUGAGGCUAUGAAUGUAAAGUUUCUGCUUAAAGAAAUAUGCCAGUUUAUAGAUAUACCAAAUGAUAUUCCACAAAAUGCUCAUUUACGAAAUUUGGCAAGUAAAGUUUUGUUCGCGCUAAGCUUAAAUUUUUUCAAUGCUGUGUUUAACAGAAUAUCUUCAAGACUUCAAGAGCUAGCAAAAUGUGGUGAUGAAAAUGCUGAUUACAGUGACAUUGAAUUAAUUCAACAUAUUAAUGUGGAUGUUUAUAGAUUAACAAGACUUUUAAAUGAAACAAUACAAAAAUUCAAACAACUCAAAAAAUCUGCGCACAUAGUUCUUAUGAAUUCCUUGGAAAAAGCAAUUUGGAAUUGGAUGGAUACUUAUCCACAUGAAUUUGCCGAUCUUCAAAAGAAACCUAAUGAAGAUCUCGGAAAAGUAUGCGAAGAAUUAUUUGACAUCCUUGAUACAUUCGCAGACAAUAAAAAAGGAAGAACUGCUGCUGUUUGGCCUUUGCAAAUUAUGCUCUUGAUACUUUCACCAAAAGUUCUGGAGGAAAUAGUUAAUGCUGAUUUUGGUGCUGCUUGUUCGCCAAGACAUUCAAAGAAAAAGCAAUUUAUCGAUAGUGUGAAACGAGGCCUAGGAAUGCAUGGCAGUUCUAAUAGGCAACUAGUAGAAGCUGCUGCAGUAACUUGUAUUAAACUUUGCAAAGCAUCGACCUAUGUAAACAAAUCGGAUGCGAAUAAUGUUAUAUUCAUGCUUGUUCAGCAUGUAAUGACCGAUUUGAUGUCACUACUUUUUAAUCCAGGAAAAUCAUUUUCUCGUGGUCAAAGUUACGUUGCACAAGACAUCGACCUAAUGAUAGACUGUUUUGUUAGCUGUUUUCGCAUUAAACCUCACAACGAAGUACUUAAAGUUUGCUUGACUCUGACUGUCCCAGCAACGUACCAGUUUGUCUUGGUUAGCUCGUUAUACAAAAUUGUAACUCAACCAAGACUGCCAUGGUGGCCUCAAAUAGAUCUUCUGUAUUCUCGUAGUGCAGAACUUAGGAAUAUGUUUACUGAUAUUUUAAAUAAAGUCACACAGAGUUACAUAUCACACACGCCGUUGCGAAUGAUUCAAAGUUUAACGCUCAAAGGUAAAGAACAAAACAAGUACAGAGAUCGUGGUGAAGAAGUAUCAAGUUAUAGAAAUGUACUUUUAUGGAUGGUAAAACUUAUUCAUGCUGAUCCUAUGUUAUUGUUAAAUAAUCAAGGAAAAGCUGGUCACGAAAUACAAAGUUCUACACUGGAAUUAAUUAAUGGUUUAGUUUCCUUAGUUCAUCAACCAACAAUGCCAGACAUUGCUCACGAAGCAAUGGAAGCGUUGUUGGUGUUACAUCAUCCAGAUAAAAUCAAAGCCUGGAAUCCAGAAGCACCAAUUAAUACUUUCUGGGAUGUUAGUUCACAAGUUCUUUUCUCAAUUUCUCAAAAAUUGAUUCAACACCAGAUUGUGAAUUAUACCUGUAUAUUAAAAUGGUUGAGAGAGAUAUUAAUUUGUAGAAAUGCUUUUUUGGCACAAAAUAAGGAUUAUGCUAAUGUGGGUAGUCAAAUAGCAAUUUGUAAGCAAGCACACAUUAAACUCGAGGUUGUAUUUUUCAUGUACUUGUGGAGUAUAAACAUGGAAGCUGUUCUAGUGUCAAUGUCUUGUUUUUCGUUACUCUGUGAAGAAGCAGAAAUUCGUUGUGGUAGUGAUGAAGUAGCAGUAACUUGUUUACUUCCUAACUAUCAUCUAUAUCUUGAAUUGGCGCAAGCUUCUACUGUGUUAAUCACUGCCAGCGGAGAAAGUAAGAUAUAUAAUUAUGGACGCGCCGCUUUGCAAAAAAGAAUUAUGGCCUUAUUAAGGAAGAUAGAGCAUUGUGUAAAUGGUGUACAGCCUGCUUGGGAAGAGACAUUUAGAAAUUGGGAAGUGACUUCAGAGCAGUUAGUGAAUUAUCCUAAAUCUAAACUUGAAGACGGUCAAAUGGAAUCAUUUCAUCGAAGUACAGGAAAACGAAGAGCAUCGCAUCAAAAUUCGGAACAUGAAUUGGAAGAGCAAAUUAACGAAUGGGCUAAUAUGACUGGAUUUCUUUGCGCAUUAGGCGGAGUAUGCCUACAAAAACGUUCUUUGAAUAGACCGUUAUCAGGAAUAGCACAAAAUCCAGAUUUGAAAAAAGGUUCAAAACAAGAACCUACGUCUUGUUUGUCAAAUCCAAGCCAAGAAGUACAAUAUUGUACGCAAUUUGUUUACAGUUUAUUACGUUUAUUAAUUUGCAACAACGAGAAAUUUGGAAAUCAAAUUCAGGAACAUGUUAAAGAAUUAGUUGGACACGAAAUGAGCCCAGCAUUGUACCCGAUACUUUUUGAUCAGAUAAAAAGCAUAGUUGAAAAAUUCUUCGAUCAGCAAGGGCAAGUUAUAGUAACUGGUGUUAACACAAAAUUUAUCGAACAUAUAAUAUUUAUAAUGAAAAAUAUCUUAGACUCAAAAACGGAUCAACCUUCUGAAUAUCUUGGAAUGACUAGUAUAGAAGGGAUGAUGUUAGCAAUUGUCAGAUAUGUUAGACAUUUAGAUAUGACAGUCCGUUCGAUACAAAUCAAGACAAAAUUGUGUCAGCUUGUCGAAGCGAUGAUGAAAAGACGGGAUGAUUUAGCGUUUCGACAAGAAAUGAAAUUCAGAAAUAAACUUGUCGAGUAUUUAACCGAUUGGGUAAUGGGCGCUACUCAUAACAGAGACUUGGAUCAAGCUUGCAUGGAAGCAGUCGGUGCACUGUUACGUGGUUUACCUCUUCAACCGGAAGAAUCUGACCGCGGUGAUUUAAUGGAAGCUAAAUCUCAAUUAUUUCUUAAAUAUUUUACCCUUUUCAUGAAUUUGUUGAAUCAUUGUAACGAAGCAGCCGGUGAAGAAAAGGAAAUUAUGUCUCAACAAUCCUGUUUAACUAGCAGCAAAUUAUCAACCUUGCAUAAUGCUACUAUACAAGCAAUGAGUAACCUUCUCAGCGCAAAUAUUGAUAGUGGUUUAAGACAUUCAUUAAGAUUGGGUUACGAUCCAGAUCUACAAACGCGUGCAGCAUUCAUGGAAGUUCUCACUAAAAUUCUUCAACAGGGAACAGAAUUUGAUACACUAGCAGAAACUGUAUUAGCUGAUAGGUUCGAGCAAUUGGUUCAGCUGGUUACAAUGAUCAGCGACAAGGGAGAAUUACCUAUUGCAAUGGCUCUGGCUAACGUAGUUACAACAAAUCAAAUGGACGAAUUGGCACGAGUUUUUGUAACGUUAUUCGAUGCUAAACACUUAUUAUCACCCCUUCUGUGGAAUAUGUUUUAUCGCGAGGUCGAAGUUUCCGAUUGUAUGCAAACAUUGUUCCGAGGGAACAGUCUUGGAAGUAAAAUAAUGGCGUUUUGUUUCAAAAUUUAUGGCGCAAGUUACUUACAAAAUUUAUUAGAGCCUUUGAUCACGCCGUUGCUGGACGAUCCUACCACUGGCUUUGAGGUCGACAGUGCAAGAAUAGAUGCCAACGAGAAUAUAGAACAGAAUGGUCAUAAUUUAAUAGCAUUAACUCAAAAAGUAUUUGAUGCAAUAAUAUCAUCAGCUGAUCGAUUUCCACCGCAACUGCGAUCCAUGUGCCAUUGUUUAUAUCAAGUACUCAGUAAAAGAUUCCCACAGUGUCCACAGAAUAACAUUGGAGCUGUAGGAACUGUAAUAUUUCUGCGAUUCAUCAACCCAGCCAUUGUGUCGCCUCAAGAAAUGGGUAUUGUAAAUAAACCUGUGCCCCAUCAUAUUAAAAGGGGCCUCAUGUUGAUGUCUAAAAUACUUCAGAACAUCGCUAAUCACGUGGAAUUUAGUAAGGAGCAGCAUAUGUUACCUUUUAAUGAUUUUUUACGAGCGCACUUUGAAAUUGGAAGAAGAUUUUUUAUACAGAUAGCAUCGGAUUGCGAAACGGUCGAUCAAGCCAGUCAUCCUAUGUCAUUUGUAUCGGAUGCGAAUGUUUUAGCGCUUCAUAGAUUGCUUUGGAAUCAUCAAGAAAGAAUCGGCGACUAUCUAAGCAGCAGUCGGGACCAUAAAGCGGUAGGCAGAAGGCCUUUCGAUAAAAUGGCCACGUUAUUAGCAUAUCUUGGCCCACCGGAACAUAAACCAGUUGAUUCACACUUGCUGUUCUCCUCGUCUUAUGCUCGGUGGUCAAACAUCGACAUGUCGUCGACUAAUUUCGAGGAGAUUAUGAUGAAGCACAAUAUGCAUGAAAACGAAGAAUUUAAGAGCAUCAAAAAUUUGAACAUCUUCUAUCAAGCAGGUACUAGUAAACAAGGAUACCCAGUGUUUUAUUAUAUUGCCAGACGUUAUAAAAUUGGCGACACGAACGGUGAUUUGUUGAUAUACCAUGUUAUUUUAACUCUAAAACCAUUUUGUCAUUCCCCGUUUGAAUUGGUUGUCGACUUUACGCACACGUGUUCGGACAAUCGGUUUAGGACAGAAUUUCUCCAGAAAUGGUUUUACGUGUUGCCCAAAGUCGCCUAUGAAAAUAUUCACGCGGCCUACAUUUACAAUUGCAACAGUUGGGUAAGGGAAUAUACGAAGUUUCAUGAUAGAAUUUUGGCACCGUUGAAAGGUAACAGAAAGGUUGUCUUUAUCGAUAGCCCGGGUCGUUUAAACGAUAUGAUCGACGUUGAUCAACAAAAGUUGCCUGGAGCAACGUUGUCUCUCGACGAAGACUUGAAAGUUUUCAACAGCGCUUUGAAACUUUCUCACAAGGACACUAAGGUAUCCAUCAAAGUUGGACCAACAGCUAUACAAAUUACCUCGGCGGAGAAAUGCAAAGUACUAUCGCAUUCCGUUCUUUUAAACGAUGUUUAUUACGCCUCUGAGAUAGAAGAAGUUUGUUUAGUAGAUGACAAUCAAUUUACAUUGACCAUUUCGAACGAAACUGGCCCGUUAUCGUUUAUUCAUAACGACUGUGAUAGUCUGGUGCAGGCUAUAAUUCAUAUAAGAAACCGAUGGGAAUUAUCACAGCCGGAGUCUGUGUCUGUUCAUCCGAAGCUAAGAUCUAAAGAUGUACCUGGGACAUUAUUAAACAUGGCGUUAUUAAAUCUUGGUAGUUCGGAUCCAAAUUUAAGGACAGCAGCGUACAAUCAAUUGUGCGCUUUAACCGCGACUUUUGAUUUGAAGAUAGAAGGACAAUUGUUGGAAACAUCUGGACUUUGUAUACCAUCAAACAAUACUAUAUUCAUUAAACACUUGAGCGAAACUUUAGCUGCAAAUGAUCCACAUCUUACGUUGGAGUUUUUAAAGGAAUGUAUAGAAGGAUUCAAAUUGUCGAGUAUCGAAUUGAAGCAUCUUUGUUUGGAAUACAUGACACCAUGGUUAAAUAAUUUGGUAAGAUUUUAUAAACCAAACGACGAAGGUGGGAAACGUCAAAAGCAAGUUACAAAUAUAUUGGAAGAAUUAAUUACAUUAACCAUCGAGGAGGUAGAAAUGUAUCCGAGUAUUCAAGCAAAGAUAUGGAGUACAAUUGGAAGAUUGCCUGAUUUAAUAGACACGGUUUUGGAUAAUUUCAUUCAACGCAGUGUUAGCUUUGGACUUGGUUCUCGAAAGGUUGAAAUAAUGGCCGACACAGCUGUUGCUUUGGCCUCUGGAAAUGUCCAGCUGGUAGCGAAGAAAGUAAUAGGGAGACUUUGCAGAGUUGUCGAUAAAACUUGCACUUCUCCAACUCCGUUAUUAGAACAACAUACGAGAUGGGAUGACAUAGCUAUUUUGGCUAGAUAUCUGUUAAUGUUGUCCUUCAAUAACUGUUUGGAUGUAGGAAAACAUCUACCAUAUUUAUUCCAUACAGUAACAUUUCUAGUUUGUUCUGGAAGUCUGAGUAUGCGUGCCUCCACUCAUGGUUUAGUUAUUAACAGCAUUCAUUCACUUUGCACCUGUAGCUCUCCUUCUUUCUCAGAAGAUACUUAUAGAAUACUGCGAAUGAGUUUGGAUGAAUUUUCUCUUCCAAAAUUUUAUUUACUCUUUGGUAUCAGUAAAGUGAAAUCUGCUGCGGGUACAGCAUUUAGAUCUAGCUAUAAACAAUCGAAUGAAAAAGGGUACAGUAACGAGCGGAGUAUUGCGGGGACGCAUGAUAAAGAGAGACUUUCGUUAACCAGUUUAGAAAUUAUUACGGAUGCCCUUCUUGAAAUCAUGGAAGCUUGUAUGCGAGACAUUCCUCACUGUGAUUGGUUAAAAACCUGGACUUCUUUGGCGAAAAAUUUCGCUUUCUGUUUUAAUCCAGCUCUUCAACCUAGAGCUUUAAUUGUUUUUGGAUGCAUUAGUAAAAGUAUAACCGAUCAAGAUAUGAAGCAGUUAUUAAGGAUAUUAAUUAAAGCGCUUGAGAGUUUCAAUGAUAUCACUUUGCUCGAAGCAAUCAUUAUGUGCCUCACCAGACUACAACCGUUGCUUAGACCCGAAUCUCCUAUACAUCGAUAUUUAUUUUGGGUUGCGACUUCAGUUCUUCAAUUAGACGAAGCGUCUUUGUACGCGUGUGGUUUAGCUCUCCUUGAGCAAAAUUUGCAUACUUUAGAUUCGCAAGGAACUUUUGAUGACAAGACUUUAGAAUACGUCAUGAUGUCGACGCGUGAACCUUUGGAAUGGCACUUUAAACAAUUAGAUCAAGCUGUUGGACUUUCAUUUAAAUCAAAUUUUCAUUUUGCAUUGGUUGGCCAUCUUCUCAAAGGAUACAGGCAUCCUACACCAACCACUGUCACAAGAACAGCCAGAGUAUUAACCAUGUUAUUAGGUAUUGUGGCUAAACCAUUCAGAAGAGAUAAAUUUGAAGUCACACCAGAGAGUGUUGCCUAUUUAUCUGCAUUGGUGUCUGUAUCUGAAGAAGUGAGAAGUCGGUGUCAUAUUAGACAUGCAGUUACCAAAAAUGCAGAAUCUGGAAGUACAGACUGCCUUGAUAUUUUGCUUCCACAUAAUACAGAUACAUCUAGUUCAACGUCAAAUAAUCCUACUAAUCGCCGACAAAAAUCUUGGGAUUUACUUGAUCAGUCUGCGCUUACUCAAGCUCGGCAACAGAAACAAUAUUCGACUCAUCAGACCGGACGGAUUUUAUUUAAAACGCAGCGAUCAUUUUCUGUACCAAUUACAAAGGAAACAAAACCAACUGAAGAAACAGAUUCGAAGAAUCGAAGCACCAGAGUAAGUGUGAGCAAUGAAAAUAACAUAUUGCUCGAUCCAGAGGUAUUGACAGACUUUUCGACUCAAAGUUUGGUUUUAACUGUUCUGGUCACUUUGGUCAAGAAUUCAACUGAUGAAAAUGAACAACGGAUUCUUUAUGAAUAUCUUGCAGAGGCCUCUGUAGUGUUCCCAAAAGUUUUUCCAGUAAUUCACAAUCUACUUGAUGCAAAAAUUAACAGCGUCUUAUCCUCCUGUCAUGACCAAGGUAUACUGAAUUCUGUACAAGCUAUCAUACAGAACAUAAUUGCUUGCGAGGAUACAAGUCAACAGCAAUUACAUUAUUUGCAAAGCUGUGGAUUUGGUGGAUUGUGGAGAUUUGCAGGUCCAUACACAAAUUCGAACUGCACAGCGGAAAGCGCUCAGUUAUUUGUAAAUUGCCUGAAAGCCAUGGUAGAGACCUGUUUACCAAUCGAUGAAUUCGAUGGAUCAAGCGGUAAUGAAAUACCAAACGAGAGAUGUAAACGAAGUGAUGUUCAUCAACCGGAAAUCGCAACGCGAAAUAAAACUUCUAUCUAUGGGACUGAUCGAACGAAUACGUCUGGUUUUGCAGAAAAGAAAGAUGAAAUCACGCGAAGUACUGCCUCCUUUGGGUACAGAGAUCGCAGUAUCGAUAGCAGAGGAGAUAUUUCGCUGAAUUCUAUGAGCCAAGGAGAAAACACUAGCAGUAGUAAUAGUUUGCAACCUUAGCGAUUAGCAUGUGAACCUAAGAAACAGUGUGGUAAACAUGGGCGAAAAGGACAAGUUGGUCGGAAAUUGCAUCGGCAACUAAGGAACGCAAACAUUUUGGCUCCGUGUUACUGCUGCAACAUGUCGAAUCAGUUUAAUCCAAUGCCGUCCACCUCACGUUAAUGAACCCACUGGAAUGGAAGCCAAUAGAGAAUCGUUCGUUAAUAGAUACUCUGUUUUAUUAACAGUAUAUAUCAACGCUUGCGUAUUAUUUUGAAAUUUUCGUUCAAUACAAUGACUAAUUAUGAAUUUUUAAUCAUUCAGAGAGGCGUUGUAGAAUGAGCCAUCGUUGGCUUUUAUUGUACCGGUGUUAUUUCGUACAAAUAAUGUUUAUCGAGCAUAUGAAAAUUGUUUGAAUCGUUUAAAUAAUUUGUAUAGUUGAUCAGUGCAACUAUAUGGUUCCAACGAUAGGAAUUAAAUAUUUAUCUAAAUGUUUUUAUCUCUUUACAACUAAAUAUUUUUGUAUCAUAGAAAACUCUGUUUCUAUCUCUGAAGAAAAUUUAAUAUAGCCUCGUGUUGUUAGAAUAAAAUGGAUUAUAUACAUAGUUUAUCAGGGAAAUUUAAUUUCUUGUACAACUAUAAAGAAUUAAACGAAUGUUAUUUUUUGUUAAUACAUCGUAGAAGAAAAUGGUAUUUUAUGACAAAAGCUAAGUUCCACUUAGAAAUUGAUUACGAUAAGAGGACAAACAAAAAGGAACGACAUAGUUGUUACAUUAUAGCGCGAUGAAAUGAAAACUGUUAAAUAGAAAAAUGGAAAUGCGUUUAACGGAAAUCUGCUGCAAGCAUCGGUAAGAUGGAUCACCACUAAACAAGUUCCAUCGAAAUGGUAAUGAGCGGUGAUGCGCAGAGUGGAAUUUCUGUCACUAAGCUCCUUCAUGUUCUUUAAGUAUGAAGGUAUCAUUGGGCCCCAGAAAUUUUAAGAAAAGGAGAAAGCUUUAAUUUAAUGAAAUAGAAUACUACAGACGAGAAAAAAAUCCCACGACUGCGCAUCAAUGGUAACGAGUGUUCACGACGCCUAUGUAAAUAAAUAUAAGAGUUUUCUACGUGCAUUGAGACCUAAUAUCUCAAGAGAUGAAUAACAGCGAAUAUUUUAUGUUAUUAGAUACGACGAGGAAAUCGAAAAUUGACUAGAAUAGAAUUCUAGAUCAAUGCAGAAUCCUUUCAACAACAGUAUAUCAUUGUACGAAAGAAAACAUUUAUUCCAUUUUAUAUUUAUUUUUUGAGUGCAAUUGUAUUUUAUUUAAAAGAAAAAAGAAGCGACGAAGCAUAUACAUAAUAUGCGAUUCUCCUAAAGAAAAAAGAAAAAAAGAAAACGCGUUUACUUUUGAUAGAAUUUCGAGGGAGUCAGGAACUCGUCUCUCGAACAUCAUAGUAUAGAUUCAACCCCUUGCGCUUGCCUAUUAUUUAUCAAUGCAUUAACACUAGAUGUCAAUAUAUUUUUAUAUUGUUAAACGUUUACUAAAUUUUUAGCGAUGAACUUUAAUCGAAUGUUUCUCGUUUGAUGAAUAUACUUAUAUAAUAAUUUACAAUAUUUAGUCAAACUAUUAAUGGUAAUAUAUUAUAUAUGGAAAUAAUACAUGUUUGUAUUAUAGGUCUCAGAGAGAGAGAGAGAAAAAAAAGAGUGUCAAGGGGUUGACAAAGGCGCUCUGGACCAGCAUGCGUCCGUUGCAUCGAAGUUUCCUUUCGUCUUAGGAUGCUCGAGCAGUCGGACGGUCAUUUCUAGAGUUCUCUAAAAUAAAACACCAAUGAUUCUAUUGUCUACAACUCAUUAAAGUACAAAGCGAGACCACGUGUUAUUUCCCCCCUCAAGUGUGAAACAAUACCGAGGGACACUUUAUUAGUAAUUAGAAAGAAAACCAACGAUUGGUGACGAUACACAAAUGUUGGUUUUCUUUUUCUUUUCUUUGUCGAACGAUGGCUAAGAAUACGAAAAAUAUACAUUAAAUAUAUUGUCCAUCGAUCACAAAAAGUCCCAUGAGAAUAGCGCAAUCUGAUUGGUCGAAGCGAUCACAUCUACUAAUUAGGCUCUUGUAAAACUAGGGGAUCUCCCUAUUGCUCUUGUGUCGUCCCGUGAGACUUUUUGUGAUCGGUGAACAGUACGAGCAGUAGAUUUAUCGUAGCAAUAGAAUACUUGUAACGAACUCGAUUAUACGUUUGUACAUAGUAUUAUAAAUAUAUUAUAUGCAGGUCGUUUCGCAAAUUGUCAGAUAAUGGCUGAUCGAAAAUUCAGUAAAAGGUGCUGAUUAAAUGAUACACGAUUCAAUGUUAUAACUUUUUCAAGUUGGCUUUGUUUUAUUAAUGGUACUCGAUAUUGCGAAUCCGCACAAUUAGGUACGACACUUUAAUUACGAAUUUCAAUGGUUUUGUUUUAAUUACACAAGCACAAAUUUAAAGGUGCCGAAUUUUCUCUUAGUGAUUACUGUAAAGCUUACAGAAUACUGUGUGUAGAAUAUUUCAUACAGUAUAUUACAUUUAGGAAAUAAUAACUUAAAUUAAAAAUUAAAUAACUUGCCAUGUUUUCAUAGACUAUUGAUUAUUAAUUUUUAAUGUUUUUAAUGUAUUGUUUGACGAAAUGUUUUAGUAUUCUUUAUUUAAUUUUACUCCAAAGGAUCGACCCUUCAUAUAAUUUAAAUUUUCUAUGUUUGUGAAAGUAAAUAAUGAAAUUCAAUUUGUUCCAUAUUUAAAAAGAUAUUUAAAAACAUAACUUUUUAUGUAUUUUAGUGCAUUAUAGGAUUAAAAAUUGGUAUUCGAUAGUCCAUUGAAAACAUUAACAAUUGAUUUAUUUGUUAAGAUAAAAAAAGCGCAUGUUGUGUAAGUAUAUCAUAUCCUAUGAAACACUCUGUAUAUACAUAUAAAUACACUAUAUAAAUAUUUGUAUAGCACUUGCA
Messenger RNA from Osmia bicornis bicornis, 11343 nucleotides. RefSeq names its product neurofibromin (gene Nf1). The coding region runs from base 197 to 8416 and encodes 2739 amino acids. The transcript has 22 exons. Gene Ontology annotation, biological process: regulation of GTPase activity. NCBI's taxonomy places the organism in Eukaryota, Metazoa, Arthropoda, Insecta, Hymenoptera, Megachilidae. The record is from RefSeq and is a predicted model, not a curated record.